Messenger RNA from Vicia villosa (hairy vetch), 1372 nucleotides. Its product is annotated as outer envelope pore protein 37, chloroplastic. Gene Ontology annotation, cellular component: chloroplast outer membrane. The transcript has 6 exons. Gene Ontology annotation, molecular function: monoatomic ion channel activity. Lineage: Eukaryota; Viridiplantae; Streptophyta; Magnoliopsida; Fabales; Fabaceae. Gene Ontology annotation, biological process: monoatomic cation transport. Bases 97 to 1092 code for a protein of 331 amino acids. The record is from RefSeq and is a predicted model, not a curated record.
GGACCAGAAUGUAUAGAGUGCUGGGUGAUGAUUUCAAUUUUAGUGUUGCAGAGUGAGAUAAGGAAUUAAGGAGAAUUGAGCGAGUGGACGGUGGAGAUGGAUUCUGGUACCGGGAACCCUAAUUACUCUCCGGAAUUUGAUCCUCAGCCUCUUCCGUCAACCAAUCCUAUCCACAGCCGACCCAUCCUGUCGUUUCCGAAGAGGCCUGCCCUCAGAAUUACCACUGAGUUUGAUAGUGAAAGCACCGUUUUCUUCCACAAAAUUUCUUGUAAGUUUUUGGACAGCCUUGCCAAGUUGAAGUUAGCUUUCCAUAAUAACAGUAAAGGAGAGAUUGCUGACCCUCAGAUCAGCUUCGUAUCCAAGUAUCUUAGUCUUCACUACGACCUUGAAGAUCACAGUGCUCUCGUUAAGAGUUCCGUUGACGUUGGUCCCAAAUUGAAACUCAUUGGUACUCACGAUGUCAAGGCUCAACAAGGAGAGGUUACAAUGGUUGCAAACCUUGAUAACCCUGGCUAUGCACUUCAACUAUCAACACCACUUCCAUCCACUACAUUAUUGCCCAAAGCAACCUUCAAAUUUCCUCAAGGUGAAAUUUCUUUACAAGAGAAAAAUGAUGACCACGACGACGAGGAACAACUCAAAAAUACCUUGUCACUCAGUGGGACUCUUAAAGGUCAAUUUUUUAAGGGUCUCUGCACUGCCCAAUACAAGGAUGAAGAAUUCAAGUUAAGAUAUCGCUACAAGGACGAUGAAAUGUCAUUUCUUCCAAUACUUUCUCUUCCUUCCAAUGAUUUGUCAUUUGCCUUCAAGCGUAGGUUUGGUCCUUCUGACAAGUUAAGUUACUGGUACAAUUGUGAUUCCAACUAUUGGAGUGCUGUCUACAAGCAUACUUACGGUGAAGAUUUCAAGUUUAAAGCUGGUUAUGAUUCAGAGGUUCGCCUUGGCUGGGCUUCCCUUUGGGUUGGAGAUGAAGGCGGGAAAGCAAAAACAGCUCCGAUGAAGAUGAAAGUUCAAUUCAUGCUUCAAGUGCCACAAGAUGAUAUAAAAUCUUCAGUAUUAAUGUUUCGGGUUAAGAAGAGAUGGGACAUUUAAGGGUCUCCUCCUGGCAAGUUUCCAUGCAAUUUAUAUGUUAAAAAGAUGGGUAUUAUCUCGCUCUUUAUUUUAACAAAAAAAGAUGGUUGCCUUUGCUAAGAUGAUGCUGACUGACUAUUUGACUGAUCGGUACUUAGCUGUGUGGCAAGAUUGCACAAAAUAUUGUAAAAUAGUACUCUCCGAUCUAAAAUAACUCAUUUGCAACCAAAAUAAUUGUUCUAAAAUAAGUGAACUAUUUCUUACAACAUUAAUUCUUUUUAUAAAAUUACAUUUUCUAAUA